CCGGCAGAUUAGAGCUCGCAACGUUUACACUUAACAAAAGAGCAUAUAUCUCAGGAUACUAAGGAAUUAAUCAUGAAUCUAAAAAUGGCCCAGCCCGAUUCCCAGUCUCAGCCGGCUCACUUGGUGCUUGGUAAUGGCAAAGUCUACGUAUCUGAUCCCGAUGCGCUAACGGAGACGCCUAAGCUGGCGUCCUCCAUAGUUAUCAAGGACGGUAUUAUUACUCAUGUCGGAGAACAAGGCGACGAGCAGAUCAAGGCGGCCAUUGCUGCUGGCGCCGAAACCAAAGACUUGGCCGGAAGAACAGUCUUGCCUGGUUUCAUCGACGGACACCUACACAUUCUACAACUCGGCCAGGGUAUUCAAAAGGUUGUCCUGGACAAGUGCACGUCGCUCGAGGAUAUCCGACAGGCCAUCAAAGAGCGUGCCGAAGCUGAUCCUCAUGCGCGCCGCAUCUUCUGCAAGGGAUGGAUGCACUCCAUGACACCAGAAGGUGUAGAUGCCACUCUGCUGGACGACGUGGACCCUCGGCCCAUCUUUGUCGACACCAAGGAUAUGCACACGACAUGGUGCAAUACGGCUGGCCUCAAGGAGAUUUGCGACCUCAUGAAGAUUGACAAAGACACACCCGAUCCAGCGGGUGGCACAAUCCAGCGAGAUAGCGCAGGCGAGCCCAACGGCGUCUUUAACGAGAGUGCCGUGUUCCAGAUCAUCUGGCCAUUCUGCGCACAGGUAGCUUCCAAGGAGGAAAAGAUGGCGUCGUACCGCGCUGCCGUGAAAGAAUUCAACUCGGUCGGAUACACGGGCAUGGUGGACAUGGCCAUGGAUGAGGAUAUCUGGGAACCGCUACUUGCUCUGCGCAAUGCCGAGGGACUUGGUGGCAUGCGCCUCUCUGCCUACUGGCUGAUGAAGCCUGAUCCUAGCCUUGAGAAUGUCCUGAAGCAGGUGGACCGCGCUGCAGAGCUCGCUGCCAAGUACAACAAGGACACUACACCGGAUUGCCGCAUCGUGGGCAUCAAGGUCAUCUGCGAUGGUAUUAUUGACGCCUGCACAGCCUCGCUGCGAGAGCCGUACACAACCAACGUCAACCCAGAUCCUAUCUGGGACGAAGAAGUGCUACAUCCAGUCGUUGCUCGCGCGCAUUCAUACGGUCUUCAGGUUGCGCUACAUGCCAUUGGCGACCGCACCAUCCAGAUGGCCAUUGACGUACUCGAGAAGAACACGGAUGCGUCCCGCCGUCCCCGCAUUGAGCACUUGGAGCUUGCAUCAGAGGAAGACGCCAAGCGACUCGGAAAGCUGGGCAUCACUGCUUCUAUUCAGCCUGUGCAUUCUGACCCUGCUAUCCUGCGCGCAUGGCCGAGACUUCUGGGUGCUCGCCGGUGCAAGCGAGCCUUUGCGUAUCGCGAGUUUGUGGACAAUGGCGCCCGCAUUGCAUUGGGUUCUGAUGCGCCUACCGCGCCGCAUGAGCCACUGCCAAAUCUAUACGUGGGAACUACGCGCAAGUCUUUCCGCGAGCGCGAUUUGGGGACCGUGGUGAACCCGGAGUUUGCAUUGACGGUGUGCCAAGCGGUUGUUGGUGCAACCCACGGCUCGGCGUACUCGUGCUUCUCUGAUGAGUGGACUGGUCGACUGGCGCCGGGGCUCAAGGCUGAUUUUAUUGUUUGCGAUUUGGAGUUGACCAAGGAUGAGUUGGUGGAGGGUGUUGUGCAAGAGACGUGGUUUGAGGGCCAAAGGGUGUAUAAGCGAGAGUAAAGAGAUGACGUGGGAUGGUGAUGGUGAUGAUGUUGAUGUUGUCGAUGCUGUCGAUGUUGUCGAUGUUGUCGAUGUUGAUGAUGAAGCAUGAAUGAUGCAAGCUGUAGAAUGUGUAGUAGAUAUAUAUAUCUGUAGAAUUUUAAUUGAAUUCUAUUCUAAAUGACAAAU
Messenger RNA from [Torrubiella] hemipterigena, 1917 nucleotides. Lineage: Eukaryota; Fungi; Ascomycota; Sordariomycetes; Hypocreales; Clavicipitaceae. The record is from the annotation of a GenBank genome assembly.